AUGGAACCGAAAUUGAACGAAUUUCUUGAGUCUUUGAUCCAACAUUUGUUAUCAGACAAAGAUGAGAGUGACGAUCUGAUACUUUUGGAUGCGUCUACUGUUUGCUACACCGAGCAGCCAAUGUUGCUAUCACCGGAAGAAAUAGAAAAAGAAAAAGAAAUACUCCGCUACUCACACUCACUACUCAACAAUAAUGUAGAGGAGGAGGGAGUACUGCCAGACAAAGACAUAAACAAUGAAAUGGUUGGCCGGUUGUGUACACUUCCGAAUGCCUCUGCCCCUGCCUCUGAUGAACCACUACCACUACCACUACCACUACCACUACAAAUGAUGUUGCCACCAGAUGAGGAAGGAUUCGAAUUGCCAGCCGGGUUUCGAUUUAGUCCUUCGAACAAACAAUUGCUGCUUCAUUAUCUCACUAAUAGAUUGAGUGGUAGAAACCUCUCUUCAAAUGAAGUCAAGGACUUUGAUGUUUACACCAAGGAACCAUGGUUACUUCCAGGGGCAAACAAAAAAGAAUGUGUGUAUUUCUUUGUUCCUUGGAGAAAGACAUCAAAAGACAGUUGCAAAGCAGAACGUAGUGCUGGGAAAGGAUUCUGGAGAGCUAGUACGGGAGAUAAAGAUGUUAGGGAUAAUCAGAAGAAGCUCAUCGGUUAUCUCAAGCAGUUGACGUAUCACAUUAAUUACAACGACAACAAUAACAAUAACCAGCAGCAGGAAUCCAACAAUAUUAAGUCUAAAAAGAUGGAUUGGAUUAUGCAUGAGUAUAAGCUUACUAAGUCUCCAGAAAUGACGCUUUGCAGGAUCAAGUACAAGACGCCAUCUUCUACAAAAUCACGACCUGCAAAAUGAAGAAGAUGUAAGCGUUAUGGUUUUAGAAGAGAAACUCUGAUUAUUGCUUGGCCAUGGAUGUAGCGCAUCAUGGGUGAACUAAAUGAAUCAUUGUCAUACCAAAAGUGGAUGACUAGUCUAGAUUUAUUUUUCAUUCUUUUAUUGUCUUCAUAUUCUUGGCGUAUUUGGCCAUUAACUGUA
Macadamia integrifolia is the source of this 1032-nucleotide messenger RNA. Its product is annotated as NAC domain-containing protein 83-like. The record is from RefSeq and is a predicted model, not a curated record. Gene Ontology annotation, biological process: regulation of DNA-templated transcription. The coding region runs from base 1 to 852 and encodes 283 amino acids. Gene Ontology annotation, molecular function: DNA binding. Lineage: Eukaryota; Viridiplantae; Streptophyta; Magnoliopsida; Proteales; Proteaceae. The transcript is spliced from 3 exons.